GUGAAAGAACGUCAUCGACCAAAGAAGACAUGGCUGGAUCUUUGAAAAUCUGCAUGGUGUCUGAUUUCUUUCAUCCUGGCUUGGGUGGUGUCGAGAUGCACAUUUACCAGCUAUCCGAGUGUCUGAUCCAACGAGGGCACAAGGUUAUCGUAGUGACCCACUUCCGUGGUUCUCGAAAAGGUGUUCGCUACAUGCGAAAUGGCUUGAAGGUCUACUAUCUUCCAUUCUUGCCCUUCCACGACAAUUGUACUUUUCCAACAUUCCUGUCCUUCUUCCCGCUGAUUCGCAAAGUUCUGAUCCGCGAGCAGAUUGACAUUGUACAUGGCCAUCAAGCUACGUCGAAUUUGGCGCAUGAGUGCGUUCUUCAUGCGCGGACAAUGGGCUAUCAUACAGUCUACACUGACCAUUCUCUAUUUGGUUUUGCAGAUGCGGCUUGCAUACACGUGAACAAGCUGUUGAAGUUCUUCCUGACAAACGUGGAGCAUUGCAUCUGUGUGUCCCACACGAGCCGAGAAAACUUGGUUCUACGGGCAUCCCUAAAUCCAGCCAAUGUCUCUGUGAUCCCGAAUGCCGUGGACACGAGGCGGUUCACUCCAGACACGGGCAAGCGAGAACCUCCGCCAGCCGUGACUGUUGUGGUUGUGAGCCGCCUCACCUAUCGCAAGGGUGUGGACCUUCUGGUGGGCGCCGUGCCAGAAAUCUGCCGAAGGAACCCGCAUGUACGAUGGCUCAUUGGCGGAAGCGGUCCAAAGAGGCUGCUCUUAGAGGAGAUGAUUGAGAGAGAAAACCUUCACGAUCGGGUUGAGCUCCUGGGAUCUGUCCCGCAUGAAGACGUUCGCAAGGUUCUGGUCCGAGGGAACAUCUUCCUGAACACUUCUCUGACUGAAGCAUUUUGCAUUGCCAUUGUUGAGGCGGCUGCUUGUGGACUCAUGGUGGUUUCAACAGAUGUUGGGGGAAUUCCAGAAGUUCUUCCGCCUCACAUGACUCGCCUAGCUGCUCCGCGUGUCGAUGCGAUUGUGCAGGCCUUGGAAGACGCUCUGAGCUUGCUGCCCCCUCCAGAGGCAGCUGAAGCGUUCCAUGAAGAAGUGCAUGGAAUGUACUCCUGGCGGGACAUUGCCGGAAGGACCGAGAAGGUGUAUCUGAAGGUAGUCAAACUGCCUCGUGUUUGUUUGCGGCAGCGCUUGCUGCGAUUCUUGCGUGUUGGAUCCGUGUCUGGAAAGCUGUUCUUACUUCUCGUAGCGCUGGACACACUGCUCUUCUGGCUCUUGCAAUGGCUCCAGCCCGUGCACGAG
This is a messenger RNA of Symbiodinium pilosum, 1292 nucleotides long. The record is from the annotation of a GenBank genome assembly. NCBI's taxonomy places the organism in Eukaryota, Dinophyceae, Suessiales, Symbiodiniaceae.